This is a messenger RNA of Schistosoma haematobium, 4269 nucleotides long. RefSeq lists its product as uncharacterized. The transcript has a single exon. Lineage: Eukaryota; Metazoa; Platyhelminthes; Trematoda; Strigeidida; Schistosomatidae. Bases 1583 to 2203 code for a protein of 206 amino acids. The record is from RefSeq and is a predicted model, not a curated record.
ACUUACACUUUGAUUGUAACUUCGCGCGAAUUCGGUUACGUUCUGUAACCAAGCUUGUAUUCUGGCACGAUCUCGGUAUCCUUUCGAUGCCACGAGAUCGCCAGCGAAUACAUCUCGAUUUGGUCCAUUAAUUGCCUUCUGGUAUUUGGCUUCUCGGGGAUUUUAUGGAGUCAUUUGGAACGAGCUUCUUACGCCUUCUGAUCUAUUUGGCACGUGUUUCUUGGUAGCGGUGUUCAUAGUUAAUCUCAACUCGACGCCACGCUACAAUUGGUGACCCGUAUUUUGGAACACGCCUCUGCUUCUGGUCAAAUCUUCCAAAGAAGCCAAUUAAGUGAGUCUAUGAUUUAUCUAUCCACGUCUGUCGUAUAUUUUCAUAUUUAAUAUAUAAUAUACUCGACAUGACGGAUAACGAUAAGAAUAGUAUUAAUAUAAUAGACUCACAUGUAUGUGUACCGAAUCCUUGUUACUUUUUUAUUCGCGUGACGAUGAAUUCCACGCUUUAUUCGAGAAAUUUUCCCCUAUUAUUUAUUCUCCUCGCUGACCCGGCUGCUUGGUACGGAAUGCGUUCGCAUAAGCAUUAACGUCUACCUCCCAGCAUCAAAUGGUUAAGUUGAACGGUUUCACUGCCAACUUAAAAGUGCUCUACGAGCACACGAGAACGACAACUGGUACGAAACCUUAUCGCUCGUCCUCCAAGGUAUUCAAACGAGCCUGAUGGCAGAUAUACAAUGUUCCGCCGCUGAAAUGGUAUACGGAACGCCAUUGCGUCUGCCCGGAGAAUUCUUCACACCACGGAGCAGACCUAAUUUCGGUAAAUCAGACAACGUCCGUCGACUGUCUGUAUUUAUGUGAACGCUGUCUCCGGUGUCAACUCGAAUACAACAUCGACAGGUCGCUCUCUCUCGAGAGUUAUCUACCUGUUCACAUGUUUUUGUACGAGUAGAUUCGGUACGCAAACCUUGGCAACAACCUUACGAAGGCCCUUUUCACGUGAUCGCUCGUCACGAAAAGACCUUCAAGGUUGAUCGAUAUGGACGCGUCGAGAUCGUCAGCGUUGAUCGUCUCAAACCAGCACACGUCGAUGACAGUGCCCUAUCUGGUAACCUGAGAUUCAAUGCUAGACCUAUUAAACCUAGCGGGAUCCUUAAAUCUUCUUCAGGUCCCACGCUAGAUACUUCUGAGACCUCAUUCUCGCGUCCCGGUCAACAGCACGCGUCAUCUGCACCGUCUACGGACGAGACGAUAGUUUCACGUCCAGAUCAGCAGACCACGCCGCCUCUGACCUCGGAUGAGAUUGCAGACUCACGCGAUACGAACGAGACUGCCGUCUCACGUUCCGGUCGCCGAGUACGGUUGCCCGUACGCUUCCGCGAAUAGUCGCACAGUCAACAACCGAUACGGUGUAGGAUUAUUCCUAUACUACACGUAUGCUACACUCUUCUUUUUUGAUUUUCUUUUUGUUUCCUGAGCCCACGCCUUCGACCAUCUCCGUUUGGUUCCGUCGACUUCAGUCAACUUUGGCGAAAGCUGGAUUGGCCACCCACGCUCUUGUCAACGUACUCAGUCGAUAUAUUAGUUUCGAAUGCUUGGCAUACGCUUGGUCUCGAACUUGGUCGUUACGGUCGCUUCUGGUCUUUUGGCUCAACGUGGUUUCGUCCUACGUCUGCAGCGUUUCUGGUGCGCACCUCUACGAACGCCCUCUUCAGAUUCUGGAUACAAACCAUUCUGGUGUAGCAUGCCAACUCGAGCAAUAAAUACAACACAUCGCUCCUGGUACUGUUCUCCGAAAACGACCUUCGUUGGCAACUCGACGAUCAACGAUCGCUUUCCUGUUCGCCAAUUCUUCCGUCCUACAAUCGCUCGUCAGCCGAUCAGUCCCACGAUUCAAACCGCUAUUUAUCGAAAGUGUAAACCCUUUCUAGCGGGGGCUCCUGUAGUGACUCACGUUUAUCACGAGAACACGACUGGUUUAAUAAAAACAAUUAUUAUUAUAACCAACUGUACCAGUGUUUGUUUUAAUGUGCUUUUGUUUGACUGUGCUAAUGACAGCUAUUUUGUGCUUCGUUUCCUUUACUUACACUUUGAUUGUAACUUCGCGCGAAUUCGGUUACGUUCUGUAACCAAGCUUGUAUUCUGGCACGAUCUCGGUAUCCUUUCGAUGCCACGAGAUCGCCAGCGAAUACAUCUCGAUUUGGUCCAUUAAUUGCCUUCUGGUAUUUGGCUUCUCGGGGAUUUUAUGGAGUCAUUUGGAACGAGCUUCUUACGCCUUCUGAUCUAUUUGGCACGUGUUUCUUGGUAGCGGUGUUCAUAGUUAAUCUCAACUCGACGCCACGCUACAAUUGGUGACCCGUAUUUUGGAACACGCCUCUGCUUCUGGUCAAAUCUUCCAAAGAAGCCAAUUCGGUGAGUCUAUGAUUUAUCUAUCCACGUCUGUCGUAUAUUUUCAUAUUUAAUAUAUAAUAUACUCGACAUGACGGAUAACGAUAAGAAUAGUAUUAAUAUAAUAGACUCACAUGUAUGUGUACCGAAUCCUUGUUACUUUUUAUUCGCGUGACGAUGAAUUCCACGCUUUAUUCGAGAAAUUUUCCCCUAUUAUUUAUUCUCCUCGCUGACCCGGCUGCUUGGUACGGAAUGCGUUCGCAUAAGCAUUAACGUCUACCUCCCAGCAUCAAAUGGUUAAGUUGAACGGUUUCACUGCCAACUUAAAAGUGCUCUACGAGCACACGAGAACGACAACUGGUACGAAACCUUAUCGCUCGUCCUCCAAGGUAUUCAAACGAGCCUGAUGGCAGAUAUACAAUGUUCCGCCGCUGAAAUGGUAUACGGAACGCCAUUGCGUCUGCCCGGAGAAUUCUUCACACCACGGAGCAGACCUAAUUUCGGUAAAUCAGACAACGUCCGUCGACUGUCUGUAUUUAUGUGAACGCUGUCUCCGGUGUCAACUCGAAUACAACAUCGACAGGUCGCUCUCUCUCGAGAGUUAUCUACCUGUUCACAUGUUUUUGUACGAGUAGAUUCGGUACGCAAACCUUGGCAACAACCUUACGAAGGCCCUUUUCACGUGAUCGCUCGUCACGAAAAGACCUUCAAGGUUGAUCGAUAUGGACGCGUCGAGAUCGUCAGCGUUGAUCGUCUCAAACCAGCACACGUCGAUGACAGUGCCCUAUCUGGUAACCUGAGAUUCAAUGCUAGACCUAUUAAACCUAGCGGGAUCCUUAAAUCUUCUUCAGGUCCCACGCUAGAUACUUCUGAGACCUCAUUCUCGCGUCCCGGUCAACAGCACGCGUCAUCUGCACCGUCUACGGACGAGACGAUAGUUUCACGUCCAGAUCAGCAGACCACGCCGCCUCUGACCUCGGAUGAGAUUGCAGACUCACGCGAUACGAACGAGACUGCCGUCUCACGUUCCGGUCGCCGAGUACGGUUGCCCGUACGCUUCCGCGAAUAGUCGCACAGUCAACAACCGAUACGGUGUAGGAUUAUUCCUAUACUACACGUAUGCUACACUCUUCUUUUUUGAUUUUCUUUUUGUUUCCUGAGCCCACGCCUUCGACCAUCUCCGUUUGGUUCCGUCGACUUCAGUCAACUUUGGCGAAAGCUGGAUUGGCCACCCACGCUCUUGUCAACGUACUCAGUCGAUAUAUUAGUUUCGAAUGCUUGGCAUACGCUUGGUCUCGAACUUGGUCGUUACGGUCGCUUCUGGUCUUUUGGCUCAACGUGGUUUCGUCCUACGUCUGCAGCGUUUCUGGUGCGCACCUCUACGAACGCCCUCUUCAGAUUCUGGAUACAAACCAUUCUGGUGUAGCAUGCCAACUCGAGCAAUAAAUACAACACAUCGCUCCUGGUACUGUUCUCCGAAAACGACCUUCGUUGGCAACUCGACGAUCAACGAUCGCUUUCCUGUUCGCCAAUUCUUCCGUCCUACAAUCGCUCGUCAGCCGAUCAGUCCCACGAUUCAAACCGCUAUUUAUCGAAAGUGUAAACCCUUUCUAGCGGGGGCUCCUGUAGUGACUCACGUUUAUCACGAGAACACGACUGGUUUAAUAAAAACAAUUAUUAUUAUAACCAACUGUACCAGUGUUUGUUUUAAUGUGCUUUUGUUUGACUGUGCUAAUGACAGCUAUUUUGUGCUUCGUUUCCUUUACUUACACUUUGAUUGUAACUUCGCGCGAAUUCGGUUACGUUCUGUAACCAAGCUUGUAUUCUGGCACGAUCUCGGUAUCCUUUCGAUGCCACGAGAUCGCCAGCGAAUACAUCUCGAUUUGGUCC